AUGCCAAACCUCGCAUUAGCUAGAAUCCGCAAAGACCUGAUCGGGACCUGGAAACUCGUCUCCUAUACCAGCAAACCAGCUGGAAAAGACGGUCCUAUCGAAUAUCCCCUAGGCAAAGAUGCCAAGGGCUACAUCAUCUACACAGCAGAUGGGUACAUGUCCGCGCAAAUCAUGAGACCUGGAUCAAAAUUUUAUUCUUCUCUUGACCCGUUCGCAACUGCUGAUGACGAGGCUGCUGAUGCUGCACGCCAUUAUCUUGCCUAUAACGGUCCCUUUGAAGUCAUUGAGCAUGAAGGAAAGGUUGCUGUGAAACACCAUGCAGACUUAGCGCUGGUGCCGAAUUGGGUGGGCAGCCAACAACUCAGGUUUUGCGAGUUGGAGGGCGAUGAGCUUGUUUUGAUGCCUACGCAGCCAUGGAUAUUGAAUGAUCAGUUCACCGAGUCCCCAAAACGCAAACGAUGCCUGAUGAGUCAUCUCACGCUGGCGUCUUGGGCCUCAGUUGUGCCGUGCAGCUGUCUCGAUCUGGCCACAGCGUCACAGUCAUCGCUCGAGAUCUCCCCGGUGACUCACACAUUGACUAUGCUUCCCCAUGAAAAUCCCGAAUGUGGCGUAAAGUUUGUUCCAGCCAUUGAAUACUUUGAUUCCGCUGAUGCAGACUCCUUUCUCGCUAAGGAGAAUGGCUACAUCGACUGGCCCGAUUUUCGCAUUCUUAAGUCGGAAGAAUAUCCUGUGCAUCAUGAGCCGAUCAAUUUGGGAGUCACCUACCGCAGCUGGGUCUUAAAUUCUCCAGUAUACUUACAGUGGUGCCACAAGCAGGCUAAAGAGCAGGGUGCCCAGUUCAUUCGUGCUAAUGUAGUAUCCAUGGAGGAAGCGAUUUCCAUCUUUCAAGGCCAAAGUCAAGGAAGUGACGCAGACGAUAUCCAGGCUGUAAUCAAUGCGACAGGUCGUGGACUAAAUGAUCCUGACUCUUUUCCAUCACGCGGUCAAUUCAUCAUAGUGUCUAAUCAGUGCGACAAGACAAUCAGCCAUCAUUGGGCAGAUGGCUCGUCGACAGUGAUAAUUCCCCGACCCCUAGGAGGAGGCACGGUAAUUGGUGGGACAAAGGAGCCUAACAGUUGGUCUGAGGAUAUCUCUGAUACUGUCACCAAAACAAUCCUCAAAAGGGUUGCAGGCAUCUGUCCUGAGCUAAUCGACCGCGCAGACAAUGGUACAGAUGAAGCUCAUGGUUUCGAAAUUCGCCAGGUCUACGCCGCUCGGCGCCCUAUGCGACGGGGUGGUUUGCGCCUCGAAAAGGAGAUGUUGAGCCAAGGCAUUCCUAUUGUUCAUUGUUACGGCGCUGGUGCGAGUGGCUUCAAAAUAAGCUGGGGUGUGGCCAAACAAGUCGAACGCCUGAUUUCCAGCACUCAACUACUUGUGAACGACCCUUUGGAAACGUCAUGA
Molecule: messenger RNA, 1440 nt
Organism: Talaromyces amestolkiae
Lineage: Eukaryota; Fungi; Ascomycota; Eurotiomycetes; Eurotiales; Trichocomaceae
Exons: 4
Coding region: 1-1440 (479 amino acids)
Molecular function (GO): FAD binding; D-amino-acid oxidase activity
Source: RefSeq, a predicted model, not a curated record